AUGAAUGGAUUGCGCCCGACAGAUCAUCGACUCGCCGUCCCUGGGGACAAGGUCGACGGUAGUUAUCAGCAGUUACCGGGAGUCGCCGGCCUUUCGUUCUACUUCAGCCGAUUUACGUCCGAAACCAUCACUGUUCUCGUCGGAGUUCCGCCACAAAAAUUUCAGGUUCACUCAGGAACUCUCACGAAAAUGCGCCCUUUCGACGUUAUGGUGAAUGGACCUUGGCUCGAAUCCCAGACAUGUGAAAUCAAACUCCCCGAGACCGAUCCCCACGCAUUCGCCGUAAUCCUUGACUUUCUGUACACGGAAUCUGUCCACAUUUUUCCAGUGGAGUUGAAAUCGGUACCAGGAUAUGGUCCGAGUUUCACAUUCGAAUACUUCGAAAUAUCUGAACCUGACGACGUUGAAAAGAACCUGGACGAGAUUCACAAGGCAGUCAAGUCCGAUCGAUGGAAAGUCGAAACCCUUGUUCGUGCAUACAUCUUCGCAGAUCAAUAUGAUAUGGAAGCUUGCUGCAAUGCCAUCAUGGACUCGCUUCGCAAUUUCCAUUGUGCAGGCGCAGUCAGUUAUGACGCCUGGCUCACCGGACGACGACUUCUCUGCAAUUCAGAGAACAGGAAAUUGAUGAAGUUCUUGCACAAAUACAUGGUGUAUGCCGCUCGCGAGCCACAUCUCCUCGUGCAUUACGAGCCCCAUUUCGACAGCGUUAAAGAGGAGGGGGGGCCCGACAUCGAAUAUUUACUAGACGCCGUCGCCAGCUCAAUUCCGUACUUUACCGACUACGUCUAUCGCGAGGAGAAACCAAUUUGCAGCUACCACGAACAUCACAGAACAGCGCGGUGCAAAUCCAAGCUUCUGCUAAACAACCCAUAUCCUGAAGUCAUUCACCAUUUCAAUCAGUACCUACUUUGGAACAAGGAUUCGGAGCAGCGUUCCAAGGAGCUGGAAUCUGCAUUCUCUGAGACUAGUCUGUCAUAG
Messenger RNA from Fonsecaea multimorphosa CBS 102226, 978 nucleotides. RefSeq lists its product as uncharacterized. The record is from RefSeq and is a predicted model, not a curated record. Bases 1 to 978 code for a protein of 325 amino acids. NCBI's taxonomy places the organism in Eukaryota, Fungi, Ascomycota, Eurotiomycetes, Chaetothyriales, Herpotrichiellaceae. Gene Ontology annotation, molecular function: protein binding. The transcript has 2 exons.